UUGAUAAUAUACUAUUAUAUAGUAGUUGCACACGUAUAUUAUAUAUAACACCCACCUCCACACCCGGUCACAUCCACAAAGGCGCUGCAAUUUCAGUCACACACGUUCAAACCAAAGCAACCAGAUUCUCUCUCGGAGAUCAACGCAAUGGGUUUGAAGGAGGAGUUUGAGGAGCAUGCUGAGAAAGCAAAGACCCUUCCAGAGACGACAACCAAUGAGAGCAAGCUCAUCCUGUAUGGGUUGUACAAGCAAGCCACUGUUGGAGAUGUUAACACCGCCCGUCCCGGAAUGUUCAAUAUGAGGGACAGAGCAAAGUGGGAUGCAUGGAAGGCUGUUGAAGGCAAAUCCAAGGAUGAAGCCAUGGGCGAUUAUGUUACAAAGGUGAAGCAGUUGCUGGAAGAAGCAGGAGUUUCCACUUGAUGUUUACAUGUGGUGUAGUUGGCCUCUGUGUUUCUCAAUCUAGAUUUAAAGUGAUCUGUAAUAAUCUCUAUUGUUUUUCACAUUGGUACUCUGUUAUAUCUGAAGUUGUCUGAAUGUCCCAUCUAUGAGAUGCUUUCAGUCGAUAUGGAUUUUUAGUAAAUGGUUUCUAAUG
Messenger RNA from Rosa rugosa (rugosa rose), 592 nucleotides. Its product is annotated as acyl-CoA-binding protein. Lineage: Eukaryota; Viridiplantae; Streptophyta; Magnoliopsida; Rosales; Rosaceae. The transcript is spliced from 4 exons. The record is from RefSeq and is a predicted model, not a curated record. Gene Ontology annotation, molecular function: fatty-acyl-CoA binding. Gene Ontology annotation, biological process: fatty acid metabolic process. Bases 148 to 420 code for a protein of 90 amino acids.